Messenger RNA from Ilex paraguariensis (yerba mate), 423 nucleotides. The record is from the annotation of a GenBank genome assembly. NCBI's taxonomy places the organism in Eukaryota, Viridiplantae, Streptophyta, Magnoliopsida, Aquifoliales, Aquifoliaceae.
CCUUAUCAUUUGGUAUCCGAGCACGAUCUUGCUUCACCGAAUAUGACCAAAACUAAUACGGAACGUGAUGAACAACUCAAUCACCACGGCACUGCGUUAGAUAAAUACAGAGAAAAUAUUGCGAAACUUCAAACAGACGUGACAAACAUCAGCAAGAAGCUUGAUGCAAUCAUGGAACUGUUGUCACAACUAGCCAAGGGUCGAGCGGGUUCAACAUUCAAUCCAUCCGGAUCACGGGUGGAGGACCCGACGGAGUUGCAUCAACCCGAAAACCGCAAAAAACAGAUCAUGGGACAAGCGGCUAUGUUUCAAGAAGAACCCCCUCGUCGCCUCUAGGAUGGAUAUGGUUGGGAUCGAGAGUAAGGAUUCCCUCAUGUGAAAACUGAAUUUUCACAAUGGGAUGGAGGAGAUCUGUUUUGGUGG